Molecule: messenger RNA, 888 nt
Organism: Prorocentrum cordatum
Lineage: Eukaryota; Dinophyceae; Prorocentrales; Prorocentraceae
Source: the annotation of a GenBank genome assembly
GAUGACCGCGCUGGCCAUUUGCAGGGAGGGCGAGCCCGACCAGAGGCAGACGUCGCUUGCCCAUCGCCAUGUCUUCAAGAGCAGCAGGGGGGGCAUCGGCCCCGAGGACCUCGAGGAGUUCGACUGGUGCAAGUCGAAGGAGUGCCAGAUCAAAGGCAAGGGGCGCUUGGCGAACGAGAUUAUCAACGCGCACGUGCCUCAGGGCGCAGGCUGCGGGUCCACCGUCGAGCCAGAUGCGCGCGCGCUCUCGCGCGUGAACACUCGGGAGAAGGUGAAGAAGGACUCCGAUGUCUCCACGAGCUUGAAGAAGAACAUCAUGAUCGCGACUGUCUUCCACGGCAGCAAGACUGCUUCCGAGGAGGCCGAGGGCGAGGGGGGCGCCUUGACCGACCCCGAGGGCGACGCCCGAUACCAGUGCGAUUCGAAGGUGAAGAAGAACACCCGCUCCCAGAGCCAGAAGGAGAUCGGCGCGGAGGUUUGGAACGCCAAGGACAAGAAGCAGUUCGUGGGCGCCCUGGUCAACGUGCUCGAGGACGGCGAUGGACCCGAGUGGAUGAACAUGGCGCGCGCGCUGAAGACCGAAAGGAAGACCAUCGAGGACGACGGCGCCGACGACGCCGACACGAUGCUGUUGCAGAAUUGCAGCGGCAGCUUCGCGGGCGCAGCCCUCGACUUGCAGAGGGUGGCCCCUCUGGUGCGCCGCGUCGCCGCGAACCGCGUGGCUGUUCAGAAGUUGUUGAUGACUGACCCCAAGCAGGUGCGCAAGCACCAGGCAGAGGGCGCCCUGAUCGCCCCGGGCAAGAUCUACGAGCAGCUAGCCGAGCUCCAUGCGGCGCUGAAGGCGAUCAUCAAAAACGACACGAAGAGUAAUAAGGCAAUCAAGGGCCA